AUGCCAAAGGGGUUCAGAUAUCAGAUAUCAAAGAUAUUGCAAAGAACAUUGAUAUUGAAGACAAAGAACUCUGCGAACCUUGCCAUCUUGUCAAAGCAAAGAAUCAAAUAUCUCGCCGUCCCCAUAUACGAUCUAAACUACCCUUCGAACGACUCCAUGCAGAUAUUGUACAAGGACCUUCCUACUGCUACAACGGAGAAUGAUGGCUCAUACAUUUUGUGGAUUAAACGCCAAUUUGAUUGUGAAACAAAGAUCAUACGAAUCAACAAUGAGAGAGCUAUCAAAGAAUCUGAUAUCUUUAAGGACUGGGUAAUCGAGCUGGGCCUAGAGAUCGAAUACUCCUCGGAAUAUAUCCAUGAGCAGAACGGCGCUGCUGAACGGGCAGGUGCUAUCAUAACCACUAUAGCAAGAGCUCUUAGAAUAGAAUCCUUGUUGCCCCAAUCACUGUUCCCUGAGAUAGCAACCGCUGCCGUUUACUUACUGAAUAGGACCUCUACCAAGAUACUAGGAUGGAAAUCGCCACUCCGAGCACUAGAAGAAUAUCUUCAUAUUGACCACCAUUCUUGUGCUCACUUACAUGCCUACGGAUGUCGAGCAUACGCUAAGAUCCCCAAUGAGAUCCUCAAUCGAAAUCGAUCACAGAAGCUCGAUCCCAGAGCUCAUAUUGGAUAUCUUGUGGGAUAUGAUUCUACAAACAUCUUUAGGAUUUGGAUUCCUCACCUAGAUAGGGUGAUAAGGACAAGGGAUGUUAUAUUCAAUGAAAAUAGACGAUAUAACCCAGAUGAACCUCACAUCGAAAAACAGCUGCGAGAUUGGGUUGUUCAAGAGGUCGAGUUCUUGGAUAUUGAAGUACAAGAACCAAGGGUUGGCACUCCUCAACAAGAGAAUAAUCUAUGCUCAGAUAUCGAUAUCUUUCGUCCUGAUGAGAUCCCCCCGCAUACGGAGAACGUUGAUAAAGAUAAUGAAGAUAUCAAUGAGGCGCUGGAGGCGCAACUUAUGGCAGAUAUUCUAUCUACGCCGGAUUCUACCCCUGAACCUGAUUCUAACACUGCUAUCGAACCUGACCUUUCUAUUGAUAUUCAUCCGAUAUUAUCACACAAUCGAGUGCUUAGGGCGAAUGAGAUCAGUUCUGACUUCAACGAAUUCAAUAUAAUUGAGGUGAUUCCACUACAAUGGGUAUUCAUCUAUAAAUUUGAUGAUGAUGGUUAUCUCAUCAAGUUCAAAGCUCGUAUCUGUGUCUGA
Molecule: messenger RNA, 1242 nt
Organism: Histoplasma mississippiense
Lineage: Eukaryota; Fungi; Ascomycota; Eurotiomycetes; Onygenales; Ajellomycetaceae
Exons: 3
Coding region: 1-1242 (413 amino acids)
Biological process (GO): DNA integration
Molecular function (GO): nucleic acid binding
Source: RefSeq, a predicted model, not a curated record